UAUUUUUUUACAACGAUAGUAUCACUAAUGGUGUUCUAUGAAUACGUCUCAGAAUAGUGAGUUGAACAGGGGGAGAAGACCUCAGAAAAUAAGAUAAAUAGAAAUAGACCUACUAAAAGGGAAGAUUAAUUUAGCGACUAUACUACACAACCGCAAUCAUUAUGGGAACGGAUAGUACCGAUUGUAUGCUGCUUCUUGCGGCAGAAGCGUUUCAAUCUAAAAACUUCGGGAUCGCGGCGGACAUAUACGAAUGCCAACUGCUGCACCUCUCCGACCCUAGUACGCAGCAACAUCUCUUGGUGAAACGGGCCGAUGCCCUGGCAUUCGCUGGUAAAUUGACCGAUGCUUUCGAGAUCUAUCGAAAAGCUGCAGAAAUCGACAGACUACGACCAGUCCAUCUGGAUAAUCUUAUUGAAUAUCUCUCUAACUGUAUUAAAAUACAAGAUGGGACAGACAGUCAAAACAACAGACAGGAGACACACUCUGAUUGCGUUGGAUAUGAUGCAUUUACCUGCAAAAUAUGUUAUGGAUUUCUAUACGAGCCUGUUACCUUGCUUUGUGGACACUGCUUUUGCAAAAAGUGUCUGGACAGAGAAAAAAUGCCUGUCUGCUGCAAAGAAUGUAAUGACAGUCGGCACACCAAACUCAAUGAUGUGGACAAUUAUAGAGUUAAUGUUGUUCUUAGUAACUUGUUGUUAAAGUGGUUUCCAAGUCAAUUACUUGCUGUUAAUCUGAGACGUGAGGGGAAUGGACUAUAUUCAGAUAAAAUAAUGGAUGCUGCUUUGGAAAAAUACAACGAAGCAAUACAAAUAGCUCCAAGAGACCAUGUGCUGUACAGCAACCGAUCACAGAUCAAUUCCAGUCUGAGGAAUUACGAGGAUGCACUUCAUGAUGCAGAGAUGGCAUGCAAACUCAUGCCUCUUUGGUCAAAGGGACAUAUUAGAAAAGCACAAGCUUUAGUCUGUCUUGGGAAAUGUGAAGAAGCGUUAAGAGAGUACCUGGUCGUCAUUACAUUAGAUCCUGAAAGUAAACUGGCAAAAAGAAAGGCGCAAAAGAUUCUGAGUGAUCUUCUGGCCCCUGUCACUGAUCAAGUACACAACAGAAUCCUAGACUGCACAAGUCUACUAUCUUCCAGAAAUAAAAUCAAAGGUGGCAUCCUGAACACCUCAACCUCAAGCUGCAACACCACCACUUCCUCCAAGUCUUACAAGGAGUACAAGAAUAUUGCCUCUCAUGAGAAGUUGACAAUGUCACCUACGCUGAGUGAACCUAAGACAGGCGGCCUAUUUGAGACGAUGGCAUGCGGCGAAAAGAAAGGAGAAGAUCAGGUGGACCUGAAUGUCUGCCAUCCCACCGUCAUUGACAGGAGUGUCUUCCUCAAACGCAAACGUAGCUCAUCCGAGGACAGCCAAGUGGAUAGUAGCGACACCUGCAAGCGUUCCAAAUCUGAAGUGACCCAGAAUGAAGAGGCGACUUCCUGGAGUGCAGUGCUUUCUGACCUCAUAGACCCGGCUGACCUGGAGUGUUCUCUUUGUAUGAGGCUCUUUUAUGAACCAGUCACCACUCCUUGCGGCCACACCUUUUGUCUGAAAUGCCUCGAGCGAUGCCUGGACCACAACCCCAAGUGUCCCCUCUGCAAGAUGGAGCUGGAAGAGUAUCUGGCAGAAAGUAAAUACAACAAGACUGUCUUGAUGGAGAACCUCAUCUGCAAGUAUCUGCCAAAUGAGCUCAUGGACAGGCAGAAACUCAACGCAGAGGAGAUUGCAGAUUUAUCCAAUCUAAACAAGAACGUGCCUAUAUUUGUUUGCACCAUGGCCUUCCCCACCGUUCCAUGUCCUCUUCACAUCUUUGAGCCCUGCUACCGGCUGAUGAUCCGCAGGUGUAUGGAGAUGGGUACCAAGCAGUUUGGAAUGUGCCUCAGCGAUAACCUCAAAGGAUUUGCCGAUUACGGUAGCCUCCUGGAGAUCCGAAACGUGGAAUUCUUUGCAGAUGGCCGCUCCGUUGUAGACACCAUUGGGAUAAGAAGGUUCAAGGUCAUUGAGCACCACCAGAGAGAUGGAUACAACACAGCAGACAUUGAAUACCUGGAAGACGUUAAGGUGGAGGUUGUGGCAGAGAAGGAGCUGCAGAGUCUCCAUGAUGCAGUAUACGACCAGGCCUUAAUCUGGGUCAACUCCCUGAAAGAAGAACAAAAGGAGAGGAUCGUGGAGCACUUUGGGCGCAUGCCAGAGAAAGACUCUGAGCCACAGGCCAGUGCCAAUGGGCCAUCCUGGUGCUGGUGGCUGCUGGCAGUCCUUCCCCUGGAGGGUCGAGCCCAGCUUCCCUUCCUGGCCCUGACGUCCCUGAAGGACCGACUCAGUGGUAUCCGCAGAGUACUCCUCUUCAUGUCCCGCAACCGCUCCUCUCGAUGACUCCAACCCUCACACAACCAUCUAUCUCCUCCAUGUGGGUGUCUGUUUUGUCUGGUUUUUGUUUUUAUCUGAAAGACCGCAUUUUAACGAAAGCCUUUGUGUGAAUGGGUUACUAUUGGCAAGUGAACUUUAAUUAGAUUACCGAAAUGUGAUCCAAGGAUUAGAAGAGGCUACUUAUGGACUGAAUAUUUUAAAGUGUGCUGCAAAGGCGAUAGUGUUUUGACUUUGUUUGUGUUAUUAUUUAUGAACAUGGAACAUGUUUACACCACUGGGAGAAAAUUACUAUUACAAUGAUGACUUAUUAUUUCCAAAGGGUUUAUUAACCACAAAUGACAUAUUAUAAAACCCCAAACCCCUUAGAAUGUGUAGAAAAUUAGAGGGGAAAAUUGCAAUACAGCAGAGUACCUUGUUCUGAUGACGCUUUAACUGUAUCAUUCAGAGGAUAAUGCAAUUCUCUUCCUGUUUUGGUGUAGAUGAGUGCAGUACACCUGCAGUUAAAAUGAGCCAUCGUUUCUUGGUAUUUAUAGGAUCUACUUAGCACUGUAGUUGCAGCAACAGCGUAACUGAUAGUCACUGUUUUCCAUGCAUGGUGAGCAAAGAUCGGUUGUGAGCUUUGCCUUCAACAAAGGAAGACAUUUUUCAUUUUGUUGGAUGUUACAUAUUUCUUUGUCCGCCAGACUUUUUUCCAGAGUUUUCUACAGUUCUUUUUAUGU
Molecule: messenger RNA, 3124 nt
Organism: Oncorhynchus kisutch (coho salmon)
Lineage: Eukaryota; Metazoa; Chordata; Actinopteri; Salmoniformes; Salmonidae
Product: LON peptidase N-terminal domain and RING finger protein 3
Exons: 10
Coding region: 162-2411 (749 amino acids)
Biological process (GO): protein ubiquitination
Molecular function (GO): ubiquitin protein ligase activity; protein binding
Source: RefSeq, a predicted model, not a curated record